Molecule: messenger RNA, 1448 nt
Organism: Aspergillus steynii IBT 23096
Lineage: Eukaryota; Fungi; Ascomycota; Eurotiomycetes; Eurotiales; Aspergillaceae
Product: Rab geranylgeranyltransferase subunit beta BET2
Exons: 5
Coding region: 363-1367 (334 amino acids)
Biological process (GO): protein geranylgeranylation
Cellular component (GO): Rab-protein geranylgeranyltransferase complex
Molecular function (GO): Rab geranylgeranyltransferase activity
Source: RefSeq, a predicted model, not a curated record
CUUGAUUUAUUCUGCUCCCCCUGCCUCCUCGCCUGCCCAGAGAGCGAGGCCUGCAGAAUCUGACUUCACUAGAUAGUCAUCCUGCAGCGCUGGUGUUCCGGAUUUCUCGCUUUUCCUCUCCCGAUCCUGCAUCACCGUCCUUGCUACCCUGCCUCCAAAGCUGACCUAGGUCCUUUUUGGUUUUCUCUCCAAGGGAAGCGGGCGCUGGAAUCCCAGCAUCCUGCGCUCGGCCGGACGCAAUCCCUUGAGGCUUGCAGACCGAGCACUGGCAGUGGUUCAUUCCAGGCACUAACCCCCUCUACCCCCACGAAAUCGGCAGCACCCUCAUCUAGUAAACACAUUAAAUUGACCUGGGAACCGAAAUGUCCUUGGUCUCGGGUCCCGGUAGGGCUGUUGGCAGCGCACCCGACCAGAAGUUGUGCGUCACGAAACAUGUGGAUUACAUUAAGAACUUGGACAGCAGGCGGGAUGAGCUAGAAUACUGGCUCACCGAGCAUCUUCGCUUGAAUGGGGUGUACUGGGGCUUGACGGCCCUGCACCUUCUCGGCUGUCCCGAAGGCCUCCCUCGGGAAGACACCGUCAACUUCGUGCUAUCAUGCCAGCGCGAGAACGGUGGCUUCGGAGCCGCGCCGGGCCACGAUGCCCACAUGCUCUACACCGUCUCGGCCGUGCAAAUACUCGUACUAAUGGAUGCGUUGGACGAAUUGGAAACUCGUGGUCUGGGGGGCAGACAGAAAGUUGGCUCUUUCAUCGCAGGACUCCAGGACAAGGGCACCGGUGCAUUCAUGGGUGACGAGUGGGGUGAACAAGACACUCGCUUCCUGUACGGCGCGUUCAAUGCGUUGUCCCUCAUGGGUCUCCUUGAUAUGGUCGACGUCCCUAAAUCUGUCGCUUAUGUCCAAAAAUGUGAGAAUCUGGACGGAGGCUACGGCAUUCGUCCGGGCGCUGAAUCCCACGCCGGCCAGAUCUUCACCUGCGUAGGAGCUUUGGCAAUAGCCGGCAGACUUGAUCUGGUGAACAAGGAUCGCUUGGGCGGCUGGUUAAGCGAACGCCAGGUGGACAAGGGCGGUCUCAAUGGACGCCCCGAGAAAUUAGAAGACGCAUGUUAUAGCUGGUGGGUUGGAGCCAGCUUGGCCAUGAUCGACAGGCUUCACUGGCUUGACGGUGCGAAGCUUGCUUCUUUCAUCUUGCGUUGUCAGGAUCCGGAGGCUGGCGGACUUUCAGAUCGGCCAGGCCACAUGGUUGAUGUCUUCCACACUCACUUUGCCAUUGCCGGUCUGAGUCUCCUGAAAUACGAUGGUGUCAACGAAAUAGACCCAAUCUAUUGUAUGCCCAAAGCAAUAACAACCCGAUAUUUGACGAGGUAACAUGAUAUGUGACCUGAUCUGUCCUUCCUUCGUAGUCAUUUCACUACCUCCUGCAAUCUAAUAACCCGUUUUUCUUACCUC